GCAGCACUGUGCCCAUCUCCCCUGGUGCAUCACCCCUUGCCCCACAAGCCACGCAGCCUCGCCAGGGCAGGGCCUGGUAGACCCACCUGGGCAGCCACGGCCAGCACAGCUGCACCACGGGGGCCUGAAAGGGCCGCCUGUUCCCAGGCCUGGCGGGCAUUCCUCAGAGGGUUAGUGGGAUGCCUGGGCACGAGCUUUUGAACACGACAGGGAGAUUACACUGGCAAAAAGCCCGUCAGGGAAGGAGGUAGAUGCCAGUUUCCUUUGCGGGGGUAUGAGGACCUAAACCCAGGGGCAGAGGACAGAAGGGCAGGAUGACCCCGCAAGGGUCUGCCAGGUCUGUGGGGCAUCACCCCUGCCAAUGGGAGAGAAAGGUUCCUGCCUUUGCUGCUGGGGGUGGGUCCCAUGCGCCCCCUGCCACCACGCCAGGAGGAGGGGGCAGCAGCAGCCCCAGUGCAGUACCACCCCAACUGUGUGUCCUCAGGCUUGGACUCGGGAUGCAGCGGGGGACGGCGGCCCCGACAAAACACUGGCGUUUUUCCACCACCCAGUCAGGUACGUCCCCUGCUGCUGGGCAUCCUGGUUGGGCCCGAGGGCAGCAGGCAGGCAGCAGCUCUCACCCUGGGUCUCCCCAGCAGGAUCCUCUGGCCCAAGUCCAAGUCCUUUGACUAUCUGUACGGCAUGGGGGAGAAGCUGCUGGAGAACUUCCCAGUGCAGGCCACCCUCUGCUUCUACGAGGACUCGGGCAGUGAGGAGGAGGAAGAGGAGGAGGAGGAAGAGGAGGAGGAAGCAGGGGACAUGGCAGCAGGUCCCCAGCCACAAGCAGGCAGCCCUGGCAGGCCGGUGUGAGGGCACAGUGCAUCAGGCAAGGGCAGGCCCGGCAGCACCAAGGAGGUGCAGGCAGAUGCCUGCCCUGCAGACAUCAUGUGGACAGGCAGCGGGCACAGACCCUACCGCCCGGGAUCACCGGCACUCGGGGGUUGCGCGACCGCCGGCCCGGCUCCGGCUCCUGCUCCGGCUCCAGGCCGCCCGGCAGCCCCGCCUCUGGCUCGGAGC
Molecule: messenger RNA, 1056 nt
Organism: Grus americana (Whooping crane)
Lineage: Eukaryota; Metazoa; Chordata; Aves; Gruiformes; Gruidae
Gene: RIPPLY1
Product: ripply transcriptional repressor 1
Exons: 1
Coding region: 406-849 (147 amino acids)
Biological process (GO): embryonic pattern specification; negative regulation of transcription by RNA polymerase II
Cellular component (GO): nucleus
Source: RefSeq, a predicted model, not a curated record